CUGUCCCAAUGCUACUCUGUAUAUAUACCACUAAAGCUAAAUUUGCAUGGUCAAAGUUGGAACCAUUCCGUUGACCGGAUGACGUGGACAUCCUCCGUACGGUUGGUCUCUCAUGCAUGCAGCUAUCGACAUGGCUGCUGCUUCUCUCCGUCUGGUCGUCGUCGCCGCCGCCGUCGCGAUCUCCCUCCGGGGCGCCGCCGCCACGGCGGUGACCGUGGAGGACGCGUGCCGGCACACGAGGCACGAGGCGUACUGCGUGAAGGCGCUGUCGGCGAGGCCGGAGAGCAGGGCGGCGGCGUUGGACAUGCCGGCGCUGGCGGAGGCGGCGCUGUCGAUGGCGGCGGAGAGCGGGGCGGCGGCGACGUCGUUCGUGAGGAACCUGGCGAAGAUGCCCGGCGGCAUGCCGCCGGAGUGCCUGGAAGGGUGCGUGGCGAAGUUCCAGGAGGCGGUGGCGGAGCUGAGGCGGUCCGAGGCGGCGAUGGAGGUGCGCCAUGACGCCGCCGGCGCCAAGGCGUGGGUGACGGAGGCCAGGGCGGACGGCGAGACGUGCAUGGACGAGUGCCGGAUGACGGAGGGCGGCGCCGCCCCGGAGAUCGCCGACAGGAUCGACGAGCUCGCCAAGCUCUGCUCCAUCGCCCUCGCCCUCACCAAUGCGUCCAUGAGCAAACAUCCGUAGCAAAUCAUCGUGUAUAACAAAAACGAGAUUUGGAGGGGGAGACCUCUAUCCAAACAUUUAUUAAAAAGAAAUUAUGAGCGUGUUAAAGAUUGAACACGAGAUCUCGGAAUCGGGAUUGAAACCAUAUACCCUUUACCACUGUACUAUCAUGUGCAUUUCAUGUAUCCUCGUGUAUAUAUACGACCACCAAAUUCUCUCUUGUUA
This is a messenger RNA of Oryza sativa Japonica Group (Japanese rice), 880 nucleotides long. Lineage: Eukaryota; Viridiplantae; Streptophyta; Magnoliopsida; Poales; Poaceae. The record is from RefSeq and is a predicted model, not a curated record.